Molecule: messenger RNA, 885 nt
Organism: Aspergillus japonicus CBS 114.51
Lineage: Eukaryota; Fungi; Ascomycota; Eurotiomycetes; Eurotiales; Aspergillaceae
Exons: 3
Coding region: 1-885 (294 amino acids)
Source: RefSeq, a predicted model, not a curated record
AUGCGUCACUUGAAGCAGAUUCUCCUCAGCCAUAGGGACAAGUUCGUUCGGGAUUGUUUAACGGCCAUUGCCGCAGCUGUCGCUGAACAACGCCCAGAUCUUGGCCCGGAUGUCUCUGGAUCCGCUCCUUUAUCCACUGCCAAGCGGUUUCGGUUUAUACUGUUGGUCUCGGAGAAUAAAGCGCGGCGCUCGCCUGGUCGUCCCCAGCAGACUCCUAGCAAGAAUACUGUCGAAUCCAAGCAGACCCGGUCUCCUCCUACCAAGGCUGACCCGUCGCCAUCCACCUCCGCGGCGUUGCGCAGGUUGGCUGCUGUGCGCCGGAUGCCGGUUGAUGCGCAUUCGAAUAAGGAGUUAUCCAAAGUUGGUACUCAUUUCCUUGGCUCCUGUCUCUUGCGUGUUCACGACUGGCUCAAGCCGGUGCUUCUGCCCCUGCAGGAUGUUGGUCUCUUCCCGUUUCUACCAAGGAGGCAAUGCUUGCAUCAAGUCUUCUUAUAUCAGUUCUCGGUGCCUGGACUGCCCUCAACGCAGAUCCGGAGUGCACGUACUAUACAUGACGUGAAAUGCAACCUGCGAGGGGAGGCGGGCAAGGCUUCGAGCAAGGAAGGCGCGCUCAACACUCAACAUGGCCAUAUAACGCUCGCAGCGAAACUGCCAGACACGUUGCCUGCGGUCUCCCACCUGCUCGCUGACAAGAACGGCUGGAACGUGUGGCUACAUAAAAUCCUUACGAGCCUGCGUUCCCACCGCGCCGAAGGACUUCUCGAUGCCAGCCUUCCUCGCUUGAGGCCUACAUCUCCACACUUUGACACCUGGGAACAGUGGUCACUUCUCGUCGGCGGAUGGCUGACGAAGCGAAUCGACCUAAUGACCCGCCCUAGCCGGUAA